This is a messenger RNA of Aphis gossypii (cotton aphid), 972 nucleotides long. RefSeq names its product 52 kDa repressor of the inhibitor of the protein kinase-like. The record is from RefSeq and is a predicted model, not a curated record. The transcript is spliced from 2 exons. Gene Ontology annotation, molecular function: protein dimerization activity. Lineage: Eukaryota; Metazoa; Arthropoda; Insecta; Hemiptera; Aphididae. The coding region runs from base 303 to 788 and encodes 161 amino acids.
UAUCAAUAACUUUGCCAAUAUCACGUCAGCUACAAAAUCCAGAUUUAGAUUUAACAAAGUGUAUUGAAAUGAUAAAUAUUGUGUUGGUUGCUUUUAAAAAUAACAGAGAAGAUACAAAAUUCACUGCUAUUUUUAAUCGAGCUGUGUCUAAAGCAGGUGUGUUAAAUAUUGAUGUUAAAAUUCCACGGAUAUGUAAAAGACAAGCUCACCGAUAAAAUUUCACUACUUCAAGUACUGAAGAAUAUUUUAAAGUUACAGUUUAUUUCACAGUUUUAGAUAAUUUUAUAACGUCUAUUCAAACUAUGUUAUUGGACAAUCAAAAUAAUAUAGUGUUUAAAAUACAACAACUUAUACCAAAUUACUUAAAUGCUCAUUCUGAAGAGGAAAUUUUAAAAGGUGCAUCUUUCUAUGAAUCAGAUUUACCAGGAACACUUAACGAAUUAAAAGCUGAAAUCAUGAUGUGGCAGUUACAUUGGGCUAAACAAACAGAAAAAAAAUCAAAAAUCAUCACGGCUAUGGAAGCAUUUAAAGAGACUGAAGGUGGAUAUUUCCCAAACAUACGACAACUAUUACUUAUUCUUGCUGUAUUACCUGUAACAACAUCAACAAGUGAGAGAUCUUUUUCUACCUUAAAAAGAAUCAAAUCGUAUUUGAGAACUACAAUGGAAGAAAAUCGUUUGAAUGGGUUAUCAUUAUUAAAUAUUCAUUAUCAAAUUGAUAUAAAACCAGAAGAAGUAAUAGAUUUGUUUGCCAAACAACAUUCGAGACGUUUACAAUUUUGUCUAUAAAACACUACUUUUAAUUAUAUUUUUUUUUAUAUACAAAUAUUUUUAAUUUUAAUACUUUUUUAUGUGCAUACACUUAUAUAAUACAUUAUACAUAAUUAUACAUUUUAAAAUACUAUUAUACUAAUACAAGUGUUUUUAUAAAAAUAUGUACUAAUGUAAAAAAAAAUAAUGGGCCCCCCCCCAA